UUAGUUUACAAACGUGAGAACUAGAAACGGUCGCAAAAUAGAGGCAACAAUGUAUGUUUUCAAUUUUUUGGUUAUUGUGUGUGUAAUCUUGGUUACUAAUUUACAUACGUGCCUUGUAAAAGCUCUAGAAAAGGAAAUGACAGUUAAUAUUGAUGCUGGAAAGGAAGAAUGCUUUUAUGAGAAUGUUAAAGACGGUCAACUGCUGGAGGUGGAUUAUCAGGUUAUAGACGGAGGUCAAGGAGAUCUAGAUAUAAAUUUUCGCUUAUAUGCCCCAACAGGACGUACUAUAGUGGCUGAUUAUAAGAAGGCGGAUAAUACACAUAGGAUAGUCGCUGUAGAGGCUGGAGAUUACAGAAUGUGUUGGGAUAACAAGUUCAGUACAUUUAGUAGCAAAACAGUCUUCUUUGAAAUUCUAGCUGAUUAUGAAGGCCAAGCUAGUGACCCUUGGAAUGAUGCAUUAGAAAAUUAUGAAGGCUUGAGUCCGGAAGAAGUAUAUGAUGUCGAAGCUCAAUCUAUAGAGGAAAUAAUACUCAGAGUUCGCUCAAAUCUAAAGAAGGUGCAGCAUCUCCAAGAACAAACUCGUGCAUUUGAAGCAAGGGAUCGAAAUGUAGCAGAGAGCAAUUAUGUUCGUGUAAAUGUUUGGUCUGUUAUACAGAUUAUUGUAAUGCUUGUGGUUGGAUUUAUUCAGGUUGUUAUGGUGAAGAGCCUCUUUGAUGACAAAUCCUGCCUACAUCAAAUAUGGAAAAAGGUUUAUUCUUCUUGAAUUCCAUGCUUUCCAUGUGUGCUGCUCCAACAUUUCUUUUGGUUUUUAGUAUAUGGAACAUGCAGUCUGUGUAGCAGUUUGAUGUGGACUUCAGGAUCUUAAUGUGAAGACUGCAGAUCAUCUAUAGCACCUCCAAUUAUAUUUGAGUUAUCAGUAGAACUGAAUUUGGUUGAAAGAAAGAGUUGGAGUACUAUUAAGAGACAUAGUGAAGGCCCUUAAUUCCCAGUGUAUCAAUGCCACAAGUAGGUGGGACAAAUGUCCACCUUCAAAGAUCAAAGAUACAACCAGUUGUUCAGUGUUAUUAAUAAGAAAUGCAUUCAUAAAAUACAACAUUUUAGAUUGGUUGUUUGUCAUUUUUUUGUCUUCAAGUAUCAGCAGAUUUAAUGUGUAUGUAAGACUAAAUGCAUUGUAAAAUUCGUAUCUGAACUUUAAUUAAUUGUGUUUGUAAUACUCCAGUAUGUUAUUUGGAAACCACUGCUAUUUCCACUAUAUGUUUGUAAAGAUAGUGUUUUCAUUUGAAGCAGCUAAGAAGUACUGGUAGAUUGGAGAUAGGUCAUGUACCUAGGUACCUCAUUGCCUCUGAAAGCUGAGACUCUGUGUUCAACUUACAAUCUGACACACAGUAUGAAUCUGCCAGGAAGUCUCGUAAGUGAAUAGAUUGAACUGCAGCAUGUUUUGUCACUGUGUAGUGUUGUAGUGUAGUGUCACUUUGUGUAAGUUGUUUUAACAGCUUUCUCUUAACAGGACGCCAUAUCAAAAAAUCUGAUGAACAAACAAUAGGUUUAC
Schistocerca serialis cubense is the source of this 1549-nucleotide messenger RNA. It is a transcript of the gene opm, whose product is annotated as transmembrane emp24 domain-containing protein 1. Gene Ontology annotation, cellular component: Golgi apparatus; COPII-coated ER to Golgi transport vesicle; endoplasmic reticulum-Golgi intermediate compartment. NCBI's taxonomy places the organism in Eukaryota, Metazoa, Arthropoda, Insecta, Orthoptera, Acrididae. The transcript is spliced from 6 exons. The record is from RefSeq and is a predicted model, not a curated record. Gene Ontology annotation, biological process: endoplasmic reticulum to Golgi vesicle-mediated transport; Golgi organization; intracellular protein transport. Bases 50 to 763 code for a protein of 237 amino acids.